Messenger RNA from Sungouiella intermedia, 3735 nucleotides. Lineage: Eukaryota; Fungi; Ascomycota; Pichiomycetes; Serinales; Metschnikowiaceae. The record is from the annotation of a GenBank genome assembly.
AUGAAGUUUGGCAAAUAUUUGGCGUCUCGCCAACUCGAACUUCCGGAGUACUCGGGCCAUUUCAUUGAUUAUAAGGCAUUGAAGAAGCUCAUCAAACAGUUGGGUAUGCCUGCUGGAGGUCUCGAGUUUGGCGCUCCAUCGAGUCCUAGCCAGCUCCUGAUUCAACAAAAGUUGAAGGAAAAUAAGGCACUGUUCUUCUUUCGUGUGGAACGAGAGUUGGAAAAGGUAAACUCCUUCUAUUUGGAGAAACAAGCCAAUUUGGCAGUAACUUUGGACUUGAUUCUCAUGAAGAAGGAUGAACUCUUGUCUAAGAGUGCCGAGUUGGCACAAUCGUCCCUGGACGCAUCCACAUUGAAUUUCAAGAACUCCAUUUUGUUUUUGAAUUUAUACCAGAGUUUCAAAAAGAUCCACCAGGACUUGCUUCGAUUGCAACAAUUCAUUGAGCUCAACGAGGCUGGAUUCCUGAAAGUGGUCAAGAAAUGGGACAAACGUUCCAAGUCUCACACAAAAGAAUUGUUUUUGCAGACUGCUGUGAGUGUACAGCCUGUUUUCCAUAAGAAUGAGAUUAAUGAGUUGAGUGAUCUUGUCACUCUGUCUCUUUUUGACUUGGAGUCCAUAAUGGACGGCGAUUACACAGUUUUGAUCAAUUAUAAGGGUGCCUUUUCAGGUUCCACCGUCCCAAUUCCGGCCAGUGCAUCACUUACCAACUUGGGUGAAGAUUCCAUCAAACAGGAAAAGAACGGUCUGAGUGACGACAACGUGCCAUACGGAGGAGCUCGCCAUAACUCCAUCACGGGUUUUCAGAACAACGAGAUUGAUGAGCUUUACUCCAGUUUUGUAAAUGUGGCUACCAUUAAGGUUCCUGAUAUGUCCAUUUUAAGCAGAUGGAUUGAGAAGGUUAGGUCGUCGUCCAAAUUUGGGACAGGUGCUUCUGCUACAUACAAAAUGUCAAAGAUUUUCCAGCUUUCUGUGGGUAACUUGAAGAUCUCUGACACGUUUCUUGAGUCACUCUUGGAACUAAUCAAUUAUGACAUCGACUUUGAAUUCAUCUCUGAUGACUUCAACAACAGCAAAACAAUCAUUCACGAGUGUUGUUCUAUCCCACUAGCAUCCACUUUGGAAGAUGAUUCCCAUGUAAUCAUUAAUAACGGUGUCAAGGUUGUCAACUCGACCGACAGCAUCAACCAUUCCAGAGUGUUUAUUGUCAAUCACAUUAUCAAGACGUUGAACGCCGACUCACUUGCUAAUUUGCUUACUUGCAAAGAUUUCAAUGGCAGAAAUUGUUUACACUUUGCGUCUCAAAAUAACAGAAUGGAUCUAUUGGAGCUUCUACUUCCACACUUCCCCGAAUCUCACAUCGAUGAUUUAGACAACGAAAGUAUGUCUCCAUUGUUACUUGCCAUCAAAUAUGACCACUUUGAAGUGAUUCAAAUUCUCAUUCUGAAUGGCAGCAACUGCUUUCCAAAAUCCAAUAAAUCAAAGCUCCAAUACUUGCCUAUCAAUUACGCAUGCAAGUUCAGUGACUACAAGACAUUGGAGUAUUUAUUGAAAUCCAGCAGCUCCACUCCUGAACUCAUUAACAAACAAGAUGUGGAGGGACUUUUACCACUUCAUGUGAUUGCACGCUCUGGUAACUUCAAGCUAAUUAAGUUGUUGAUUCAGUUUGGUGCUGCAAUCAACCAGUUGGAUGGCUUCAAUAAAUGGCCACCAAUCUUCUACGCUGCUCUGGAGGGCCAUGUGAGAACCACCAAUGAAUUGAUCAAGUUUGGUGCUCAUUUGGACAUCGUGGAUGAGGAUGGCUACAAUGUUUUGUAUUACUGUGUCGUUGAGGGCCACAUUAAUGUUUUGAAUCAGUUAUUGGCCUAUAAGCAUGGCGUGAAUGGACAGUCUGAUCAUCAAAAACUUAUAACGACGCCGUCUCAAUCGGACGUACCUACCACUUUUGACAAGAACGUUUCCCAAGAGGCCGCAAUGUCCAUUCUCGACGAGGCUGAAGAUCUGGAAGAUAGUGGAGACGUCGAAAAGAACAUCGAUGCUAUUCCACAUUUGCAGCUUCCUCCACCAAUUUUGCCUUUGAGAAGAUACGGCCACAAUUUCCUCGAACAAAAAGUUUUGAUCGAAUUGAUCUUCCUCAAUGAUUCCAGAUGCAUCAACUUAUUCAAUUCUGCCACAGAUUUGAAGCCAGGAAGAAUCACAAUCACCUCAAACAUAUCCGAUAUUGUUCCAAGAAACAUUCUUUUGCCUGUUUCUGAUGGAGAUAAAGGUAGUACCAACUGCAUCUUCCAAACUGAGGUUGAUUCCCUCAAUGAAUUCCGCAUCGACUUUGAAAUCUUCCCCAAGUUUGGUACCCGGUUGAUAGCCAAAACUACUGCCUUGAACUUCUCACAGAUUGACACUUCAUCUCCUGAAAUCAACUCCAUUCUGUUGCCUCUUUUCGAUAUGAGAUUGAGAAACAUAGGCGAGUUGAAAUUCAACUAUCAAGUCAUUUUUCCCUUUGCUGGAACUUUGUUGGAAACCACCAAGUACGACACUUACUGGAAGUCGUCAACUGGGUUUUUCAAAAACAAACCUGCUGUCAAGUUUAAUGCCGCUGGCGGAUUAUCCCCUAAUAAUUUCUUGUCACCCUCAAGUUUCAAGACUAACCAAACUCAGAAUUUGACCUCGACAAUCAACCCCACGGCUAGUUCUCAAGAAAAUGGAGACCCAAAUGCAACACAAGCUGUGAGUACUACUUCUUCAUUUGUGACUGCUACUUCAUUGUCUGGUGAGUACUUGAGAAUCAAGGUCUGUUUGCUUAAUGACGGCACACCAGUAGUGUGCCCGCACUGGGCCAUUGCAGUUGCUGAGAACAUCGAAUUGUUCUUGCCCAAUUUGUCUUUGGACCAACUCAAAUCCAUGACUUCCAAAUUGUUUGACUACAAGAAGGUCAUGUCUGACUUAGCAAAAAUGACAGUUCAAGAGAUUUCCUAUGUCAAAAAACUUUUAAAGAUCAUCUAUCUUCCCUUAGAUAUCUUUUUGGACAUCUUGCAUGUUGACAUCAAUCUCAGUAUCGAGCUUGUGUUCCCUUCUCUCUAUGAGUUGGACAACAUUCCUUUUGCAGGUAAUAUUCAACUGAACUUGAACUCGUUCAUCGAUCUGACUUUGAAUAAAGUUUUCAACCAUAUCAGAACGCUGAAGGUUGGACAGCACCAUGGAAGUCGCUCAUUGAUCUUCUUGUCGUCAAACUCCAUUGUUUGUAAGAUCUUGAACUGGAAGCAACCUAACUUUCCGGUUUUCUUGAUCAUGAAUGGAAUUGUAUUCAAUAACUCCAAGAAGAGCUUCGAAGCGAGAACCGCCAAUGGCCUUCUCAUGAACGAUUUGGAGAAUGAAGAUUCAGCCAAGUCAUUAAUACAGGAGAGAACAAACUCACGCUCUGCUCAGAGCAAGUUGAAGCAUCAGUUGUUGGCCAAUGACCAGGAGCUAACCAUUCGAUCGAUCAAGGAUGCUGUUAAUUUCACGAUUGAUAACAAUUUGAUUGGAAUUAUCACAUCUAUUCAAUUGCUUAAUUUGGUGCCAAAACUCAUCCCAUUGAUUCGCUCCAGAGGGUUAGUGUUGGUGGCAUCAAAUGACAUUUUCGACCCCGAGGAUGAUGAUCAUUUCUCAUACAAGGAGUUGGACACAUACAAUAGAACAGAGAUCAAUGGAUUAAGAUUUGAUGAUGUUCUUAGCUUUAAGGAGGACUCAGACAUGGCCUAA